Molecule: messenger RNA, 4200 nt
Organism: Periophthalmus magnuspinnatus
Lineage: Eukaryota; Metazoa; Chordata; Actinopteri; Gobiiformes; Gobiidae
Product: A disintegrin and metalloproteinase with thrombospondin motifs 14
Exons: 24
Coding region: 427-4200 (1257 amino acids)
Biological process (GO): proteolysis; extracellular matrix organization
Cellular component (GO): extracellular matrix
Molecular function (GO): metalloendopeptidase activity
Source: RefSeq, a predicted model, not a curated record
GUCACUCCAGCGGGUCUGGGGCUUCUGCUCCUGGAGCUUCGUCUUUCUCACCGUCAAUGGAUAAACUUUACGUUUUGUUCCGCGCACUUUUCUGGCGUCGGGGAGUUAAACCAAAACCAAAGCAAGUCUAAACCCAAGGAGGACUAAAGCAGGAUUUAAGCAUGCACAAAGCAGGACUAAACCAGGUCUAAACCAGGUCUAAACCAGGUCUAAACCAGGUCUAAACCAGGUCUAAACCAGGUCUAAACCAGGACUAAACCAGGUCUAAACCACUGGAGCUCCCGUUACUUUGGCGUCUGGGACAAACCGCUUCAAAAAUGCCCGGCUUCUUUGCUCCGGCUCAAAUUUAAACAAGUUUAACAUUAACUUUCCAGCUUUUGGCGACACUUUGGCAGCUUUACGCGUUUGGCACAGACUUUUCACGCCAUGGAUUGGCUGUACUUGCUGCUCUGGUGCUUUUGUCUGGUUUUGCAUUGGAGAGCUGCUGCACAAACACAUGAAAACCUGUCUGGAAAGCUGAGCGAGUACGGCCUCAUGGUCCCCUUCAGCACUGACUCUAGAGGGCGCUAUCUGUCCCACGUGGUCUCCUCCAGCGACCCCAUCUCUGAGCCUCCAUUUGACCCAAACUCAGGAGGUACCCGGCGGAGGAGAGUCCCCAGAGACCUUCACUCGUCCUCGUCUUCCUCUGAUCAUCUCUUCUUCAACGUCACAGUUUUUGGCCAGGAGCUGCACUUGCGUCUUCGGGCCAACAGGAGGCUCGUGGCUCCGGGGGCUUUUGUGGAAUUUCAAGAGGAUUUUGAGGAAAAGUCCAAAGAGCAGAUUCACGGAGACUGCGUGUUCACUGGAGACGUUAGCGACAUGCCCGAAGCCACGGUCGCUAUUAGCAACUGCGACGGCCUGGCAGGUCUGAUCCGCACAGACUCUGGAGAAUUCUUCAUUGAACCUUUGGAAAAAGGACAACAGGAAGUGGAAGAGAGAGGGAGAGUCCACGUGGUCUACCGGAGGAGUGCAAUCAAGAGAGAGAGAGGAGAAAGAGGAGAAGAGAGACAUAAUGAAGUGGCCGACUUUGGUAUUGCCGAUCUGCCUCGAGCGCUGGACGUGGUGGAGCGCCGUCUGUCCGAGCCUGAGAGGAAGAGGAGGCACGCUAAAGCCGACGACUAUAACAUCGAGGUGCUGCUGGCCGUGGACGACUCGGUGCUGCGGUUUCACGGGAAAGAACACGUCCAAAACUACGUCCUCACGCUCAUGAACAUUGUGGAUGAGAUUUACCACGACGAGUCUCUGGGAGCAAACAUCAACAUCGUGCUAGUGCGGAUGAUCAUGGUGGGCUACAGACAGUCCGUGAGCCUGAUCGAGCGUGGGAACCCGUCUCGCUCUCUGGAGCAGGUGUGCCGUUGGGCAAACACUCAGCAGAGACACGACCCGGAGCACGCCGAGUACCACGACCACGCCAUCUUCCUCACCAGGCAAGACUUUGGCCCCGCAGGUAUGCAAGGGCUUGGCCCAGGUUACGCUCCGGUGACGGGGAUGUGUCACCCUCUGAGGAGUUGCACCCUCAACCACGAGGACGGCUUCUCCUCUGCUUUCGUCGUGGCUCACGAGACUGGACACGUGUUGGGCAUGGAACACGACGGCCAAGGGAACCGCUGUGCGGAGGAGACCACCAUGGGCUCCAUCAUGGCUCCUCUGGUCCAGGCCGCCUUCCACCGCUACCACUGGUCCCGCUGCAGCAAACAGGAGCUCAACCGAUACAUACAUUCCUACGACUGCCUGUUGGACGACCCAUUCGAGCACAAAUGGCCCAAACAGCCGGAGCUUCCUGGGAUCAACUAUUCCAUGGAUGAACAGUGUCGCUUUGACUUUGGAGUCGGAUACAAGAUGUGCACAGCUUUUCGGACGUAUGACCCGUGUAAGCAGCUCUGGUGCAGUCAUCCGGACAAUCAGUACUUCUGUAAAACCAAGAAGGGCCCCCCAGUGGACGGGACGGAGUGUGCGCCUGGGAAGUGGUGCUUUAAGGGCCACUGCAUCUGGAGGAGCAGCCAGGAGCCCCAGGGGCAUGAUGGGAGCUGGGGAUCCUGGUCCAAGUUUGGGUCGUGCUCUCGGACGUGUGGAGGAGGAGUGAGGUCGCGCAACCGGCAGUGCAACAACCCAGCGCCGGCGUACGGAGGUCGAAACUGCCCCGGCUCCGCCUUCGACUAUCAGAUGUGCAACACGGAGGAGUGCGCCGGACCGUACGAGGAUUUCAGAGCGCAGCAGUGUACGCAGCGGAGCAACAAGUACCACAAGAACGCCAAGCACACGUGGAUCCCCUACGAGCAUCCCGACGAGAGCCGUAAGUGUGAGCUGUCGUGUUUGUCCAAAGAGACCGGAGAAGUGGUGUUUAUGAACCAGGUGAUGCAUGAUGGGACGAGGUGCAGCUACAGCGAUCCCUUCAGUGUGUGCGCCCGAGGAGAGUGUCUGCACGUCGGCUGUGAUAAGGAGGUUGGCUCGUACAAAAGUGAGGACAAGUGUGGAGUUUGUGAAGGAGAUAAUUCACACUGUCGAACUGUAAAACUCACCUUGACCAAGACACCGAAGAAAAACGUGAUGCUGAAAAUGUUCGACAUCCCCAUUGGAGCUCGUCACAUCGUGAUCGAGGAGAAUGAAACGUCACCACAUUUGAUCGCUGUGAAGAACCAGGAGACAGGGAGCUUCAUCCUGAACGGCCAGGACGCCGCCGACCACACGUUCAUCGAGGGCGGGCUGCAGUGGGAGUAUUCUGCGGAGGGAGAGAGGGAGACGCUCAAGACGUCCGGACCGCUCCACCAGGGCAUCGUAGUACUGGUUAACCCCAAAGAGGAGGAGGUGAAGAUCAGCCUGACCUACAAAUACAUCAUACAUGAGGAUCUCCUCCCCGUCAUCACCAACAACAACGUGCUCCUCGCAGAACUCGACACCUACGAGUGGGCCCUCAAGAGCUGGUCCCAGUGCUCCAAGACCUGCGGAGGAGGUAUCCAGUACACUAAAUAUGGCUGCCGUCGUAAAAGUGACAGUCGCUUGGUUCAUCGAAACUUCUGUGAGUCGAGUAAAAAGCCCAAACCGAUUCGCAAACGGUGCAACACCCACGAGUGCAGCGCGCCCACGUGGGUGGUGGAGGCGUGGGGUCCCUGCAGCAGGUCGUGCGGUAAACAGGGGUUCCAGAGUCGGGUGGUGCAGUGUGUUCAGUUUCUCCACAACACCACCCACAACACCACCCACAACACCACGCAAAGGCCCGUCCACAGCAAACACUGCACCCAAGAGCGGCCGGACACCAGGAGAGCCUGCACCCACACGCCCUGCCCCGCCCAGUGGAGGACAGGGGCGUGGUCUCAGUGCUCCGUGUCGUGUGGGGAGGGCAUCCAGCAGAGACAAGUCGUUUGCAAAACCAGCGACAACACGAUCGGAGAAUGUGCAGAAGAAAGACCAGAGACAGUCGUCAUCUGUAAAGUGAAGGAGUGUGCAGACUCUGAAUCUGUAGAAAACUCCACAGUUAAAGAUGAAGCGGCUCAGGCCAAAUUUAUGGAAAAUCCAGUUUCAAAAACAUCGAACGAGCCGUGUUUACGAGACAAGUCCAUCUUCUGUCAAAUGGAAGUCCUGGCUCAGUACUGCUCCAUCCCCGGGUACAACAAACUCUGCUGCGAAUCCUGCAAUAAACGACAAAACACGCACUCCCCGGACCUCCCAGAUCCGGUUAUAGACCCGGACCUGGACUCAACCGGGACCUCGAGACCGACGACGACCACGACGACGACGACGACGACGAAAGCUACAGCGACUUCCGCGAUGAGCAAAGUGACAGGAGCGACGCCGCCAAGUCCGAGCGUGUCCCCAACGUCCAGAGCGGGGAGGAAGGUCAGAGCCACGACCCCAGAGACGAGCACCGAUCCUGGGGUGGGGUUGGACGGAGCUGCUGCUGUGACACAGGCUCAUGGACCAGAAAAACUGUGCGAAAGAGACACGUCACACUUCUGCAAAAUGGACACGCUCACUCGAUACUGCUCCAUCCCCGGAUACAACAAACUCUGCUGCCAAUCCUGCGGAAAAAAUGAACUCCAAGACCCCCAGAUCCUCCACCCGUCCGGCCCCCCGCGAUCCACCACCCGCACCCCGGCGACGUCCCCCCGAGCCCCCCUCACAGACUGGGACCAGGGCCCUGUACUACCUCCGGAGACGGACUGA